AAAAAGAUUUUUUUUGACGAUUAUUUCUGUACAUUAUUUGCUGUUUUCAUUCGACUUCUCAGUUGUAAUUGCACAAGCGCUCCCAGCUCUUUUUUCAUUUUAGUCGAGGCAUCUUAAAGGUGAGCAUAUGGUCACCCCUGGAGCGCAGGUUUCCCAUUCAUAGACUGCACAGUGAGGGCAGCAACAAAAGUAAGUUUACACAUACUGCCCUGACAACGACCUCUGUGCUGAACUAAACAAACCCCUUCUGUAAAGCCAGGAGCAGUUCACUCACCUUUCGAAUGCAAACCUGGCACUCUCCGAGUAACCAUAAAACAUCAAACCGCACAGCCCUGCUCUGGGUUUGAGGAUGUGUGCUGUUAGGGAGCACAGAAAUCUCCGUAGAGAGCCAUCCUUUAGGAUUUUGCUGUCAAAAAGCAUCAGGUAUUCCAAAGCCUCUUUCACAAAACAUUUUGCGUGUUCCGCAUCGACUUUAUUCCAGAACAGGAGUGUCCAUUUUAAAUGGACACUAACAAAAUCUUAAGCGUAGCAGCUUUACAGCCAGUGAGCACAGGGAUGCAUUUAACAUGCUCUGACUAGGCAGUGUUGUCAAGAUAAUUUAAAAAGUUAUUUUUCUUUUUUUCCCCAAGAAAAUAAUCUCAGAACAGGACUUGUCUCCUUCACUGGGGAAACCCCCUGCUGCCUGGGGCACGAAACUUUGUCUCUGAGACACAAUGGGUGGAAAACCGUGUAUGGGCCUUCUUGCCACGGGGGUCUCAGAAAGACCCCAGAGGAACACGGGCAGGGGUCAGGGAUCCGGGCUCAGGGAUCCAGUGCCAGCUUCCCCAUCGGGUUCUGUCGUCCCUGAGCACGGGCAUCUCGGACGGGCGAGGAGCCGGGAAGCCCUGCUUGCGCCCUGCCGCAGCUGCCUGCAUCCCCCAGCGCUGAUGCUGCAACCCCCCCUUCCCCAAAUCCCCCAGCCCUGCCGAGCACCGACCCCUAAGACCUGGGCGGGGGGGGGGGGGGGGGGGGCUGGCUGAAACGCUUCCCUUGUGCGGCUUAACCGUGCUGAACUCAACCCCCCCAAAAUCCUUUACAAAAAUGACAGUGCGAUGGGAUCCCUUACUCCCCGACCCUGCCCGCCGGGGAGGGCGGCAGCCGAGCAGGAAGGUCCGUGUACGCACACACCGAAGUGUUGCAUAUGCGAUAAGGACACCCCCCACACACACCCCCCUCGCCCGGCCGGCGGUUUCGGCGGUCUCCACGCUCGCAGCUCGCCGGGGAGAGGUGUGCGGGCGCGGGGGGGGGCCGCCGGAGGGGGGCGGGCGGGGCGGGCGGGAGCGCCCGGGCCGGCUCCUCCCUGCGCACAAACCCGGCCGCGCCGCGCCGGGCGUGCGGAGAGCCGCCGCCGCUCCCGCGCUACUUAAGCGGGGAGGGCGCAGCCCGGCAGCCCCGCGGGGGGAUCUGGCGGGGGGGGCGGGCGGGCGGGCGGGGGGGAGAGGCAAAUAAUUAACAACGACAACAACAAUCUAUAUCUAUAAGAAAACAAGAAAAGCGGAGCCGAGAUGCUCCGUCCGUAACCCGCAGGCGGGGGCAGGUUGUGAAUCCGCCAAACACCUGAGAAAUAAAGCACGACCGAACAAUUUCGAGGCGGGCGGGGAAGGGGCGGGGGGCGGCGGCGGCGAAAAGUUUGCCGGAGCUCGGGCGUCUCGGGGGGGGCGGGCGCGAUGCCGCCCUGGCUGCUCGGCAGCCUCUGCUGCGUGCUGGCGGCGCGGGCGGCGCUGGGCGGCGGCCCCGCGGGCGCGGAGGCGGCGGCGGCGGCGGAGGAGGAGAAGCUGAUCCGGGUGCUGGUGCUGCUGCCGCAGGACGACGCCUACCUCUUCUCGCUGGGGCGGGUGCGGCCGGCCAUCGAGUACGCGGUGCGGAGCCUGCGGGAGAGCGGCGCCGGCUUGCCGCCCGGCUACGCCUUCCAGCUCACCUACGAGGACUCGGCGUGCGGCAACCGCGCCCUCUUCAGCCUGGUGGACAUGGUGGCCCUGCAGCGCCGCCGCCCCGACCUGCUGCUGGGGCCCGUCUGCGAGUACGCGGCGGCGCCGGUGGCGCGGCUGGCGGCCCACUGGGACGUCCCCAUGCUGUCGGCGGGGGCGCUGGCCGCCGGCUUCGGCGCCAAGGGCGGCGAGUACUCGCACCUCACCCGCGUCGCGCCCGCCUACGCCAAGAUGGGCGAGAUGCUGCUGGCCCUCUUCCGCCACCACCAGUGGAGCCGGGCCACGCUGCUCUACAGCGACAGCAACCCCGAGCGCAGCUGCUACUUCGCCAUGGAGGGCGUCCAUGUGGUCUUCCAGGAGGAGGCCUUCCACAUGGCCGUGCACAGCUUCGACGAGAGCAGCCGGCACCUCGACCUCGACGACGUCGUCCGCGCCCUCCAGACCGGCGAGAGGGUUGUAAUCAUGUGUGCCAGCGGUGACACAAUCAGGAACAUCAUGUUGGCUGCUCAUCGGCAAGGAAUGACCAACGGGGACUACGCUUUCUUCAAUAUUGAACUCUUCAACAGCUCAUCAUAUGGAAACGGCUCUUGGAGAAGAGGAGACAAACAUGACCUUGAAGCCAAGAAGGCAUACUCGUACCUCCAAACUGUCACUCUGCUGAGGACCGUGAAGCCUGAGUUUGAGAAGUUUUCCCUGGAGGUGAAAAGUUCUGUUCAGAAGCAAGGUCUGCAUGAGGAUGACUAUGUGAACAUGUUUGUGGAAGGAUUCCAUGAUGCUAUUCUUCUUUAUGCUCUAGCUUUACAGGAAGUCCUGAAGUUUGGUUUCAGUAAGAAAGAUGGGGAAAAAAUUGUUCAGCAAACACGGAACAGAACAUACGAAGGCAUUGCAGGGCAGGUGUCCAUUGAUGCCAAUGGAGACAGAUACGGGGAUUUCUCUGUGAUUGGAAUGACGGACCCAGAGGCAGGCACACAGGAGGUGAUUGGGGACUACUACGGAAAGCAGGGGCGUUUUGAAAUUCGAUCAAAUGUGAAAUAUCCUUGGAAUCAUGGCAGGCUGCGACUAGAUGAAAGCCGAGUUUCAGAGCACACAAACAAUACACCAUGUAAAUCAUCAGGUGGUCUAGGAGAAUCAGCAGUUACAGGAAUAGUUGUGGGAGCCUUGCUUGGAGCAGGAUUGCUAAUGGCUUUUUACUUUUUCAGAAAGAAAUACAGAAUAACUAUUGAGAGAAGAACUCGACAGGAGGACUGUAACAUGGGGAAACAUCGGCAGUUACGUGAAGACUCCAUUAGAUCUCAUUUUUCUGCUGCAUAAAGAAAAAGAAGAAGAAGAAUCCCUUUCUUCCUAGGGAAAAAAAAAGAAUUAGGGAAAAGUACACGACCAAAGACAUCAGUGUAAAAAGAAGAGGCUCUUGAAGAACUCACUCUUUUAAGCAGUAAUUUUGUCUUAAUUUCUUUCAGAAGCUCAGGAAUGAUUUAGUAAUCACAUAUGCCGCAUGGCCUUUCAUCUCAUGAAGAAAGAAAAUGAUGCAGUUUGAUGUUAUAGGAUGUACUUAAUAUGUAAAGACAGUAUUUCUUAAGGCAUAUAUUAAGGGCAGCAGAUAUGGGUUUAGUUGAUGGGGAAUGCCUCAUUCUGUUCCCUUUUUUUUUUUUUUUUUUUUUUUUAGCUCCUACCACCUCCUUCCUUAAUUACAUCUCACCCAUGGGUAUCAAGUAUGGUUUCACAGGCACAGGUGCUGGUUGCUGUCAAAGGGAAAAAAGGGAUUCAUUUGGGGUAUGAUCCUGCAUCACUGAAUCAUUGCCAUUAAUUACAGGGGAUACAAGAUUGGGCAUAUGGAGUUUAGUUCUGGGAGGGAACAGGCACUUGGGUGUAAUUAACUCCACUGAGAAAGUCAGGCAGGUGGAAACACACACAAACCAUUCUUUCCUUGUUUGUGUAGUAUCACGAUCAAAAGCACUGAUUCUCCCUCUUAGGUGCAGGGAGUUAGGAAAAACUCCAGUGAAAGAUGAGGAGUUUCACUGGUGUGAAAUAGUGAGAGGGAAGACAGUCAGACCUCCUGAGAGGACUGGCUAAUUCCUCAGUCUUAUACGUGUUUUAUCAUGCUCUUUGCUCUCCACUGCCAUGACUUUUCAGAGAGGCAAGUAUAGUCCAUGUAGAGCCUGCUCCUGCUCCCAGUGAAGUCAAUGGCAAAAUCCCAUUAACUUCAGUGAGCACAGGACUGCAUCCAAAAUUGUAAAUACGAAAGUGUUUGUAUAGCUGAGGCAAUUCAAAAGGGGAUCUUUUUUGUGUAAAAAUGACAUUCCAUGCUACCAUUUUAUUUUUAGGAUAUUUUUUAUCUUGUAUUUUUCUAUUAAAGUAUCUAUUUUUGCUUUGGUAGGAUUAAAAAUUAAGGGAGAGGAUGUUUUGAAGACAUAUUUUUUAUGAUAGGAGUAACAUGCAGGGAAAGUCAACAGCUGUAAAUACAUUUUAGGACCAGUAUUUAGGGGAAGAGAAGUGACUUUAUGGACGGUAACAGACUUUUGUCGCACUUUCUUCUCCAGGCAUGUACAACAUUCAAAUAGUUAUUUAAACAAUAGGAAUGCAGUUAUUGAGUUGUCUAUGUGAUGGUGGCCCUGAUCCUGAAAAUAAUGAACUUUUCACGUGUUAAAUAGUCCUACAUUAGUUGGUGAGACUAACUAUUCAUGUGUGUACAGUUAAACAUGCAAGGAACUACCUUCAGGGAUUGGGUUGGUAAAACACUACUCCAGGGCUGACUUUAAUCCUGCUGCCAUCAGUAUCCCUUUUGUCAUUGACUUUACCAGGAGCAAAACUGAAUCUGUGAUGAAUUAGCUACUGACAGGUUAUUUUAUACUAGACAAAGGAGAGCUCUGCACUUUCUAGUCAACAAAUGGAAAUGAACAGUACAUAUUACAGAUGUGGUGAAGAAGACCCGUAAAAAUAUCAUCUGUGGGAAAACUCAGCUAUGACUAUGGUUCUAGUGCGUGAAAUCUUUUAGUUUAUCCUAUCCUGAUUUCAUAAGCAGAACUUUCUGGUCUCAGCAGUCAUAGUCAGACUUGAAAGUUAAUCUCCAAACUGGCACUGAAGCCUAUGUUCUACAAAACUUCUAGGCCCUGAGAAGCCAGAGUGCCAACUGAGAGAAACCAUUUCGGGGUAGCUGGAAGUGAAGGAAGCGUGAAAACUGGCUUUGUCCUCUUUCUGCUGCCUUUUAUUUGUUGAUGGGGAAAUACCCCAUGGAGUACCCUUGGACUUUUUUUUUCUUAUGUUUCACUUGUCUCUUAGCGUAUGCAGGGGUUCAUCACCUGCCCUUGUGAAAUAUUGUCCCAUGUCCCAGGCAGCCAGAGGGCAGGGCUUCCUGCCUGUCAGGGCAGCUCCAUUAAAGGUGGUGGAUGUAGGCCAGGUAGAUUUGGUGUCUUUAGGACUCGCUGUAACAGCUGUUGGUCACACGGUAGAUUUACAUCAUCCCAUUUCCCAGUCUGGGCCUGUAUGACUUCUGCAAAGGUGCCUUAGCCAAAGUAACACUGUUGUCAACGGACAGUUUUCUGAAGUAACCUCCUUAUCUCAUGGGCACCAGAGAAGAAUGUAGGCUAGAGCAGCAUUCAUACUGCUGUGGAGCUGGGGAGAAAAAAAGACUUCCUGAUUAAUUUUUGGAAUUUUUUUCAAGCAGUUGAGUUUGUCUAGUCCCUGGGCAUGCUUAAGCUUUGAGUUUUUUAAAACAAUUUCCAAGGGAGUUUUGAUCUACUUCUUGUUUUGCAAAUAUACCUUUCAGCAUUUUUACUUUCUUUUACCCAUUUGACUACUUUGCUACAGAAAGAAGGAAGAAAAAUUUUUAAAUAUGUAGGAAAAGAGGGUAUGAUUUGAAGCAUAAAUUUUUUUUUAAAUUAUGUUUGUUAUGACUUGCCUUGCAGUGUGAACUAGUACUCAAACAGUCACUGGUUAGGGAGCAAGACAGUAGUGUAGAUUGACAUUUUUCCUGUGCCACGCACAGUCAGGUCAGACCAGAAUAUCUGAGCCAGGAGAUGUGGCUGGGACAAUAAAUUGUUAGACAGCUUUUUUAUUGCGUCAUCUUACUAUAACUAAACUUAUUAAAAAAAACCCCCUAUAGCGAAAGGUCACUUUUUAAUUAAAAAGAUAAUAAUUCUGAUCUCCAGUUUUAUGUAGGGUUUUUAAUCAUGACCUCAAUAAGUGUUUUUAUGAGAUGUCUGUUGGUGGGAUGCUGAUCGAGGCCUAGCCACAAUUUUACAUUCCAGCAGCUCCCAAGGAAGGUGAACCUUUCUUGCAUAUUAGAACAUUUUAGGUCAAUGGGGUUUAAUCUUUCUAAAUUGGUACACACCUACCUGUGUGUUUUUCCCAUGGAAUUGUGGAGAUCAUUUAAGACAUUUCACAUAAGUAGAUUACUGUAUAGCAUAAAAAACCUUGCUCUUCUUAGCUGCCUUUCACAGGCCUCUUGCUAAUAGUUCCCAGGUCUUCUAUGGACAAUAGAUCAAAAAAUGCCUUGAGUUUAGAUUAUUCAGCAGAGAGAUUCUUUACCAGCUAAUGCACUUUUCCUUUCUGGUUCAUCUGCAUUAACUCAAUGCCACAAUGUUUAGGCUUCAAACUCCGUAAGGGAAUGUCUAAUCAAAAUAAUAAUAAUUGAUUCUCAAAAGAGUUUUGAAAACCUACAUUUUUGGCUUCAACAAAUUGCCCAUAUUACAAACAUACGUCUGUAUUACAGAGCAGCACAAGGAGGGCCUUGAGUCAGCUCAGUACUUUAGAAUACACUUAAAAUAUGCUCAACUUCAGCUUCUAAGUACUUUGCGCACUUGGGACCAAAGGGCAUGAUGCUGGCCAUGGCUGAACCAAAGGGAAUCUUGCCAUGUGCUUGAAUCGGAGAAAGGUUGGCCCCAUAGGCUGUAUGUUUAUUGCUAAAUCUUACAGUUGUGCCUGUUAAAUUGAAAUUGAACUAGUGGCUUCAUACUUUUUGUUUGUCAAAGUUUGACAAAUUCUGCUAAUUUAGCAUUUUUUAAAAUUACCAGAUAUUGGUCAGCUUAAUAGCUGAUUCAAACAAGAAUCUCUUCUUGAGGAUUCUGUGGACAAAUUACCUGACUUCCACCCUCCUAUCUUCAACAUGUAGACUAACGUUGCAAGUUGACAAGGACGAAGCAAAACUUUCAAUAGUACCUGUGAUUUAGUAUGCUGAGACCCACAACUUUAGAACCAGAUGCCUAGAUCCUUUGUCCUGGGCCAUUGGUAGUUCUGGAAGUUUUGUUUAUGGACAGUUGUGUGUGUCCUGAGUUGUUUGUGACUACCACCAUCACCAGUUAAUUACCAGUUCCUUCUGUGAUGUGCUUCACUGAAGACCAAACACAGCUAAGUUCUGAGAACAUUCAGUCAUUGCUAAAACUUUUGAUUGAGAGUGCUGUGCACCUUCAAGAUUGUGGUCAGAAUUCAGCUUAUUAAAGAGUUAUAUUCAUUGACUUCUGGAAAUAAAUUUUAUUGAUUUAUUUACAUUUGUU
This is a messenger RNA of Aquila chrysaetos chrysaetos, 7456 nucleotides long. It is a transcript of the gene NPR3, whose product is annotated as natriuretic peptide receptor 3. The transcript is spliced from 8 exons. NCBI's taxonomy places the organism in Eukaryota, Metazoa, Chordata, Aves, Accipitriformes, Accipitridae. The record is from RefSeq and is a predicted model, not a curated record. Gene Ontology annotation, cellular component: membrane. Gene Ontology annotation, biological process: regulation of blood pressure; vasodilation. Gene Ontology annotation, molecular function: peptide hormone binding; natriuretic peptide receptor activity. Bases 1707 to 3278 code for a protein of 523 amino acids.